This is a messenger RNA of Clunio marinus, 350 nucleotides long. Lineage: Eukaryota; Metazoa; Arthropoda; Insecta; Diptera; Chironomidae. The record is from the annotation of a GenBank genome assembly.
AUGAAGGUCGACUUUAAAAAAAGUUAUGAUAAGAAGCAAGAUGAAACGAGAUUUGAGUUAUUUCGUGCAACUUUGAAGCAGAUCGAUGAUCAUAAUGUAAAGUUCAAGAAAGGAGAAGUUGAACAUGAAGCUGGUCUUAAUGAAUAUUCAGACUGGAAUGACGCUGAAAAGAUGAAGCUUAUUGCAUAGUUUCCUAUAUUAAAUAAUCAAAAAUGUGUCCUAUAUAUAACAGAUUGGUCAAAUGGUACUUCAACAAAAAUAUGUACAAGUUUCCAUUUAAAAUUGUCAUAAUUUGUAAACAUAAUCAAUAAAAUGAAUUUAUGAUUUUUAUGAAUUAUAAAAAACCUGGC